UGGAGACGAAGAUGGCGGCGGUGACCGCGGGGCCCGUGCAGCCUGGCGCGAGUCGCCGGUGAGCGCCUAGCGUGUCCCGAGUGGCCGCCGAGCUCUGUCCGCCUCUUUCUAAACAGAUCUUUCCUCUCCACUGCGUCCCAGCCUACCCUGCAGACGCCAUGGAGGACGAGGAGAGGCAAAGGAAGCUGGCAGCUGGCAAGGCGAAGCUUGCUCGGUUUCGACAAAGAAAAGCCCAGUGCGAUGGGGACAUUCCAAAGAAGCAGAAGAAGAAAAGAACUCCGAGUUCUAAACAAGAUUCAAGCUUACAUACCGAUCAGCAGAGCGCUGAGAUCUGCUCGGAAAGCUCUCAGAGGGCCGACUCAGCUGGGAGUCCUGAUUCCUCCAGUGCAGAAAAAGCAAAGCACGGCCAGGUCUUCGCAGCUGAUCCUGAAAGUGAAAUUUCUACCACUGCCGAUGAGUGUAGCUCUGAGGAAGAAGAUUUUUCCAUUGACGAUUCUUAUUCUGAACAAGGAGCUCAGUCCAGUCAGACCUGUCUUCAGAUGGGGGAAAACGAGUUGGCUGAGAAGCAGCAUGAGGUCGAAGAGUUGACUCAGGAGUUGGAAGAAAUGAGGGCCAGCUUUGGGACGGAAGGGCUGAAGCAGUUACAAGAAUUCGAAGCCGCCAUUAAACAAAGAGAUGGCAUCAUCACUCAGCUCACUGCUAACUUGCAGCAAGCCAGAAAAGAAAAGGAUGACACAACGAUAGAAUUUUUAGAGUUGACAGAACAGAGUCAAAAGCUGCAGAUUCAGUUCCAGCACUUACAGGCUAAUGAAACCCUGCAAAACAGCACUCUUAGUCGAACUGCAACAGAUUUACUGCAGGCUAAACGACAGAUCUUUACUCUGCAGCAACAGCUGCAAGAUUAUCAGAAAAAGGAGGAGGACGUCCAAGCACAAAUUUCUUUUUUACAAGAGAAAAUUAGAAUGUUGGAAAUGGAAAAAGACAGAAAAGUGGAAAGCUUAAAUACAAAAGAAAUAGAGGAAAAGCAGGCAAUCAUUGAGGAGUUGAAUACAAGAGUAAUAGAAGAAGAGAGAAAAACUGCUGAGCUAGAGAAUAAAGUGACAACUGCUGAUGAAUUACUAGGACAGCUCCAAGGACAGGUUACAGAAAAGGAUCAGGAGAUCAAAAGCCUGAAACUAGAACUGGUCAACUCUCAGCAGAACGAGCGGAAGUGUUCAGAGGAAAUCAAAGAGCUAAUGAGGACAGUUGAAGAACUCCAGAAGAGAAAUCUCAAGGACAGCCAGCUGGGGACCGGCACCGUGCGAAGGGUGGAACAAGAAACACAACGGAAACUAAGCCUUCUCCAGGCAGAGCUGGAUGAGAUGUAUGGGAAGCAGAUAGUGCAAAUGAAACAAGAAUUAAUGAAACAGCACAUGUCUCAGAUAGAGGAGCUCAAAUCCCAGCACAAGAGGGACUUGGAGAACACCUUGAAGUCAGACGCAAGCACUACAGUCAGUAAAGAGCAGGUAAACUUGAUGAGUGCGGCCAUAAGCGAACUCAAUGUAAGACUGCAGGAUACUCAUGCUCAAAAGGAAAAACUCAAGGGAGAGCUCGGGGCAGCUCUGGGAGAAAAAUCAGCUCUACAGAGUCAGUUUGAAGACCUGUUAGAAGAGGUCAGGUUUUUACGAGAGCAAGUGCAGAAGGCUAGACAGACAAUAGCAGAACAGGAAAACAGACUGAGCGAUGCGCGCAAGUCCCUGAGCACAGUGGAAGACUUAAAAGCUGAGAUCGUUGCUGCCUCCGAGUCCAGAAAGGAGCUCGAGGUCAAGCACGAGGCUGAGAUUACAAAUUACAAAAUAAAACUCGAAAUGCUAGAAAAAGAAAAAAAUGCCGUGCUAGACAGAAUGGCGGAAUCCCAAGAAGCAGAGUUGGAGAGGCUGAGGACACAGCUCCUCUUCAGCCACGAGGAAGAACUGUCCAAACUGAAAGAAGACUUAGAGGUCGAACAUCGAAUAAACGUUGAGAAGCUUAAAGAUAAUUUGGGCAUCCACUACAAGCAGCAGAUAGACGGCUUGCAAAAUGAAAUGAAUAGGAAGAUGGAGACUAUGCAGUGCGAAACAGACAACCUGAUAACUCGGCAGAAUCAGCUAAUUCUGGAAAACUCAAAGCUAAGAGAUUUACAGGAACACCUCGUUAACUCAAAAUCAGAAGAGAUGAAUCUUCAGAUCAACGAGCUGCAAAAAGAGAUUGAAAUCCUCAGACGAGAAGAGAAGGAAAAAGGUAGCCUUGAACAGGAAGUCCAGGGGCUACAGCUUAAAACUGAACAACUGGAGAGACAACUGAAGGAGAAGGGAGAUGACCUUCAAGAAAAAUGUGCACAGCUGGACGCAGAGAACAGCGUUCUUAAAGAUGAGAAGAAAGCCCUUGAAGACAUGUUGAAAAUGUACACUCCUCUGGACCAAGAGGAUCCCAGCACACGCAAGUCGGAAGACCCGAGGUGGCAAAAGGAAGUAGGGAUGCUGAGGAAGGAGAACGAGGACCUUCAGCAGCAAUGCCUUCAUCUAAGCGAAGAGAUCGAGAAGCAGAAGAAUACCUUUGCGUUUGCUGAGAAGAACUUUGAAGUUAACUAUCAGGAGUUACAGAGGGAGUAUACUUGUCUUCUCAAGAUAAGAGACGACUUAGAAGACACACUAGCUAAGCAGGCCUUGCAGUAUGAAAGUAAGCUGAGCGCGCUGGAGGAAGAGCUCCAUUCGCAAAGAGGAAGUCCGACCACGCCACCGAAGGGGGAGAAUUCUGGGUUUGCUGCCAACAGAACUUUCCCAUUGGAGCCGCUGGAAGUCGGCGAAGUUGUAGAAAAAGAUACAACAGAGCUUAUGGAGAAGCUGGAAGUGACCAGGCGAGAGAAGUUGGAGCUCUCAGAGAAAGUCUCUGGUCUUUCUGAACAACUAAAGCAGACACAUGGUACGAUUGAUUCUCUAAGUGAAGAGGUCAGAGCCUUAAAGCAGGAGAAGGAACAGCUUUUAUUGAGAUGUGGAGAGCUAGAACUCCUCACUAAUGCUAAUGGGACAGAAAAUGCAUCCGUCUGCCCUGUGCAGAGGAGUCCUUACCAAGCUGGGCCUGUGAUGGGGACGGUCAGGGAUUCUCAGGGACCUAUUUCUAAAGUCAGCGAAGAUUUGGCUGAAGAAUCAAAACCAAUGACAGAAGAUAAAAUUCCCUUUAAAGAAAGUGGGAGAGAACCGUUGCUUUUGCCAACAAGAACAAAAAAACCAUCUCGAGUGACAGUUGAACCAUGUGAAAGUGAAAAACUCCAGCAAGAGCUUUAUGCCCUCAAAGCCGAGCAGUUCAGUCCAUGUAGAGAAAUCGAAUCCGAGCUGCUACUUCAGCUUUUCCUCAUGCUUACGCCUGUUCACUUCAAGGACGAUCUGAGGCUGCAGAUGGAAGCCCAGCGCCUGUGCCUUUUUGUGGUUUAUUCAACUCAUGCGGAUCAGGUUCGUGCAUAUAUGGAGAAGGAGAGAGAGGAAGCUCUUUGCAGCCUUAAAGAUGAGCUCGUUUCCGCUCAACAGAAAAAGAUCGACGAGCUUCAUAAGAUACACCAGUGCCAGCUCCAGCAUGUUAAAGUACAGGAGACAGGUAACGAGCCUUUACAGGUGCUCAUUGAACGGCUUCAAAAGGCAGUGUCUGAGAAAUGCUUUCACAUCUCAAAGACCCUAAACAAUGUUUUCGAUGAAUGUUAUACUCCUUUAAAAUGUGAAAUGAAUAUAGAAGAGAAAGAGAAUUCUGGUGUUUACACUUCUCAAAAUCAAAGCCCAGAAUUACGAGAGUAUAGAUACGAAGUCCAAGACUUUCAAGAAAACAUGCAAAUCCUUCUCGGUAAAGUAACGGAAGAGUGCAGCAAGCUCUUGGUACUGCAGACACGUUUAAACAAGAUUAAUGAACAACAAGUUGACGGUGUGACAUUCGAGUUUGCUGAAGAAAAUGUAGCAGAAGUGGAAGCAGGCCUCCUGUCAGGCCGUUCUCAGAGUGGCUUACAGGGUGCAGAUGUCAGUCAUGAGAGCAAGGUGUCUGAGUAUGAGAGGCAAGUCCAGGAGCUACAGAGCCUCGUGGCCGCCGGACAGCUGCAGCUGAAGGAAACCGAAGCAAACUACAGAGCAGAAAUCCAGUGUUUGCAGGAAAGACUUCAGGCUGUCAGUGAGGCCACAGUUCAGCCGAGCUUAUCCAUGGACUCAGUGGUGUUUAAAGGAUCUGGUGCCCAGAAACCAGUGUACUGUGGGAGCUGUCUAAGAGAGCAGGUGGACGGCACAGCAGAGUUUUCUGAUGGCUUUGAAGUGAGGCAAGAAACAAAUAUGGUUAAAUUGAUGGAAAAGCAGUAUCAAGAGCGCUUGGAAGAAGAAAUAGCUAAGGUCAUCGUAUCAAUGAGUAUAGCAUUUGCUCAACAAACUGAACUCUCUAGAUUAUCUGAGGAGAAAGAAAAUGUGAUACAAUCCGAACAAGCACAUGCUCUGUGUUCUCAAAAUGAACACCAUUUAAAUGACAUCACAUCACAAUGUCAAGUUGGUCUUCAGACUGUUGAGGCAACUGGCAAGAAUUUAAAAGAAGAAUUUAAACCACUUAGCAAAGAGUUAGGAGAAUAUAGAAAAGCAGUUCCUUUGUCUAAUCAUGAUGAUCUUGAUGAUGUACUAAAGUCAGAAGAACAUGGACUGACUAUUUCAGAAGAAAUAUUUUCCAAAGAUGAAACAUUUUUAGUGAGAAAUUCUAGUCCUGAUGAGGUGCUGGUGUCAAAUAUGGAUACUUCUAGACAGCUCAUCCUAAAUGAACAGCUGGAAGAUAUGCGGCAAGAGCUUGUACGACAGUAUGAAGAACAUCAGCAGGCAACAGAACUGUUGCGGCAGGCCCACAUGCAACAAAUGGAGAGACAACGAGAAGACCAGGAGCAGCUACAAGAGGAGAUCAAGAGGCUCAACCAGCAGUUAACCCAGAGAUCCUCCAUAGAUACUGAGCACGUGGUCUCAGAGAGAGAAAGGGUUCUGUUAGAGGAGCUGGAAGCACUAAAGCGGCUGUCUCUAGCUGGAAGAAAGGAGCUGUGUUGUGAGCUGCAGCACAGCAGUACGCAAACACAGGAUGGAAAUGACAAUCAAGAAGUUGAGGAGCAGACAUUAAAAGACAAGACACUGGAGAGAAAACCUGAAGACAUACCUCUCGAUAUAAAUCUGUCCAAUGAAAGGUACGCUCUCAAAAAAGCUAAUAAUAGACUUCUGAAGAUCCUGUUAGAUGUUGUCAAGACAACAUCAGCUGCUGAAGAAACAAUUGGCCGUCAUGUUCUUGGAAUUCUGGACCGAUCUAGUAAAAGUCAGCCAGCUACCAGCCUGCUUUGGAGAUCAGAAACAGAGGCAUCCGCCACAGUUUGUGUACAAGAGGAGUGUGCAAGAGCUAUGGAUGAGUCCGUACCCUCUUACCCUGGAAGUGCCAUAGCAACACAUGACAGCGUUUGGUCAAAAGUCACCGAGGAAGGGGCAGAGCUGUCACAGCGGCUCGUGAGGAGUGGCUUUGCUGGGCCUGUAAUAGAUCCUGAAAAUGAAGAACUUAUGCUGAACAUCAGCUCUCGACUACAAGCAGCUGUCGAAAAACUCCUAGAAGCCAUAAGUGAGACCAGCAGUCAGCUUGAACAUGCGAAAGUUACACAGACAGAGUUGAUGCGUGAGUCAUUUAGACAAAAACAAGAGGCAACAGAAUCGCUUCAUUGCCUGGAAGAACUGCGGGAGCGCCUUCAGGAGGAGUCCAGGGCCAGAGAGCAGCUGGCUGUCGAGCUAAAUAAAGCUGAGAGUGUCAUUGAUGGGUACUCGGAUGAAAAAACUCUCUUUGAAAGGCAAAUUCAAGAAAAAACCGAUAUAAUAGAGCAUCUUGAACAGGAGUUAUUAUGUACAAACAACAGACUCCAAGAGCUGGAGUCAGACCAGCGCCGGAUGGAAGAGGAACGAGAGCUGCUGUCCAGGCAGAGGGAGGCGAUGAGGGCAGAUGCUGGCCCGGUGGAGCAGCGGCCGAUAGCUGCUGCAGCUGGUGCAGCACCUGGAGCAGAAUUUCUACAGGAGACUGAAAAACUAAUGAAGGAAAAGCUGGAAGUGCAGUGUCAAGCUGAGAAAGUCCGCGGCGACCUACAGAAGCAAGUGAAAGCUCUAGAAAUAGAUGUUGAAGAACAGGUCAGCAGGUUUAUAGAACUGGAGCAAGAGAAAAACGCCGAGCUCAUAGAUCUAAGGCAGCAAAGCCAAGCACUGGAAAAGCAACUAGAAAAAAUGAGGAAAUUCUUAGACGAGCAGGCAAUCGACAGAGAGCAUGAGAGAGAUGUUUUUCAGCAGGAAAUACAGAAGCUAGAGCAUCAACUUAAGGCUGUACCUAGACUCCUGCCUGUGAGUGAGCACCAAACCAGAGAGGUUGAGCAGCUAACUAAUCACCUGAAAGAGAAAACAGACAAAUGCAGUGAGCUGCUGCUGUCUAAGGAGCAACUGCAGCGAGACGUGCAGGAGAGGAAUGAAGAGAUUGAGAAGCUGGAGUGCCGAGUGCGAGAGCUGGAGCAAGCCCUGCUGGCUACUGCAGACCCCUUCCCAAAGGUAGAGGAACAGAAAAGGCCUGGAGCUGUAGAAGUGGACCCAGAAUUAUCGCUAGAAGUUCAACUGCAGGCUGAGAGGGAUGCUACAGAUAGAAAACAGAAAGAGAUCACCAACUUAGAAGAACAAUUAGAGCAGUUUCGGGAAGAACUGGAAAAUAAGAAUGAAGAGGUUCAGGAGCUUCUCAUGCAGCUAGAAAUUCAGAAAAAGGAGUCCACUACCCGCCUGCAAGAGCUCCAGCAAGAAAACAGAUUAUUUAAGGAGGAAAUAGAAAAACUCGGGUUCACCAUGAAGGAAUCUGAUUCUCUGUCGACUCAGGAUCAGCCCAUGCUGUUUGGCAAAUUUGCGCAGCUAAUACAAGAAAAGGAGAUUGAAAUUGACCGAUUAAAUGAGCAGUUUAUAAAACUCCAGCAGCAGCUUAAACUCACAACAGAUAACAAGGUCAUUGAAGAACAAAAGGACCAGAUACGAGAUUUAGAAACCCAGAUUGAAUGUUUGAUGAGUGAACAAGAACUUAUGAAGAAACAGAGAGCAGAGGAAGCAGAGCAACUCAAUGGCGUGAUUGAGAAAUUGCAGCAGGAGUUAGUCAGCACUGAGCAGAAGAGAGAGGGUGCCAGGGCCCUCCCAGAAGACGAGGAGAGCUUUAAACACCAGUUGGACAGGGUGACUGUUGAAAAGCUGGGUUUAGAAAAGCAAGUAGAGACCACCAACCAGGAACUGACAGACUUGAAAAAUGUACUUAAAGAAAUCAACUUCAAAAUGGAUCACAUGACACAAGCACUGUGCAACUUGAAUAAAGAACUUCCCAAUGUCCCUAAGGAAAGUGUCCACGUGACUGUGCAUGAGCUUGGCUGUGACAAACUGCAGCCAGAAGGUGCCUCUGCCCAGGAUGCUUCCCAGCCCCUAGAAAGUCAGACCUCCCUUAUGUGUCUUCAAGAAAGCACUAAAGCUUCUCAAAUACUAGAAAUAAAGUCACUACCACUGCAGGGGUCUGGUAGCACCAAGGACUUCGAGCUUGCCCAGUGUCAUAAACAAAUAGACACCAUACAAGAGCAAGACCAGUCUGAAAUAGGAAUGCUUCAGAAGAAGAUCACAAACCUGCAGAAGAUCCUGGAGAAGUUCUCGGCUGCAUUGGUCAGUUGGGUCCAAAUGGAGGCAGCUCAGGACCGUGUGCAGCUCUACCAAGAAAAGCAAACGCAGACGGUCUCGUCAGCACCUGAAAGGACAGAUACACAGAAUGUAAAUUGUCUGGCAGAAAACAACUUGGAGUCACAUGUCCCCACACUGGCUGUGAGACCAGCAGAGUUGGAGAGCCGUGUAGCUGAAGUGCUUAGUGAUAUAAUGUCAGAAAAACACAUGGAAACUGUGGGGAAGAAUGCCUCAGAGACAGAAAAGGAAGUUGUGGCGCUACAGAAGCUAUUAGAAGAGGCCAAGAAAAGGCUGAAAGAAGAAAGAGAACAAAGCCCUAGGGAUAGAGAGAGAACUGCUCAGCUAACUCAUGCUGGUGGAGGCAGUGGAUUUUCAGGUGGCCUUGAAACUUUUGAAGCUGAGUCAGCCACUUCAGAACUCGCCAGUUACAAAGAAAGGGCAGAAAAACUUGAAGAAGAUCUUUUGGUAAAAGAGAGCUACAUAACAUCACUUCAGAAAGACCUAGGCCAAGUUAAAGAUCAACUCACAGAGGCCAAGGAGAAAUUAUCCCACUACUUAGAAAAAGAGAAUGGGACUGGGGAACAGGAAAGCAGAAGGGUCCCCAUACCAGAGUCACCUUCUGUUGAGGGAGGUGGCGGCUCUGGGACCAUGGAGAGGACGGGCAAGGUCAGCAGCAGCAAUCAGACCCCGCAGAUCCUUGUUAGACAUGCUGGGGUUCAGAUCGACUUACAGAGCGAGCGCUCCCAAGAAGAACUCAGAGACACCAUCAACCAGUUUACUGAAAAGAUGGAGCGCAUACAAGAGCUCCAUGCUGCUGAGAUUUUGGAUAUGGAAUCCAGACACAUCUUAGAAACCGAGUCUUUGAAGAAAGAACAUUCUGUUGCGAUCCAGUUACUGACUAAGGAGUGUGAGACCCUGAAGGAUAUGACCCAGUACCUGAGAUGCAAAAAGGGAUCCUCCAUUUCUGAUUUGGCAGAUUCUGUUGCUUAUCAAAGUAGAGAAGUAUACUCCAGUGAUUCAGAAUCUGACUGGGGUCAAAGCCAGGGAUUUGAUACAGCAACAGAAGGGCGAGAAGAAGGCGAAACUUCAGAUUUAUUUCCAAAGAAAAUAAAGGGGUUAGUGAAAGCUGUCCACAGUGAGGGCAUGCAGGUGCUUUCUCUCUCGAAUCCCCUCUGUGAUGAUGGAGAGGACCGUUCCGUUCAGCAGCUUUCAGAAUCUUGGCUGAAAGAGAGACAGACUUACCUCAAUACCAUCUCGUCCCUUAAAGAUUUAAUUUCUAAAAUGCAAGUGCAAAGAGAAACUGAGGUCUAUGACAGCUGUCAGUCUCAUGACAGCUUCUCAGACUGGCGAGGUGAACUUCUGCUUGCCUGUCAGCGCGUUUUCAUAAAGGAACGUAGUGUUUUACUAGCUACAUUCCAAACUGAGCUGACGUCUCUCAGCACUAGAGAUGCAGACGGAGUAUUAAACUCUCUAGAACAAAGAAUACAAGAGCAGGGCAUUGAAUAUCAAACAGCAAUGGACUGUCUUCAAAAAGCAGAUAGGAGGAGCUUACUGACUGAAAUAGAAGAUCUGCGUGCUCAAAUUAAUGGCAGGAAAAUGACUCUGGAAAGAGAACAAGAGAUUGAGAAACCCAGCCAAGAGCUCCUGGACUGUAAUCUGCAGCAGAAGCAGUCCCACGUGCUGGAAAUGCAAUUGGAACUCGGCAGCCUGAGAGACAGAGCAGCCGAGCUGCAGGAACAGCUGAGUUCGGAAAAGAUGGUGGUUGCGGAACUAAAAAGCGAACUUGCACAGGCAAAGCUGGAAUUAGGAACAACACUCAAGGCCCAGCAUAAGCGCUUAAAGGAGUUGGAAGCAUUCAGGUCAGAAAUUAAGGAGAAGACCGAUGAAAUUCAUUUCCUUAGUGAUACAUUAGCAAGGGAACAGAAGAAGUCACUAGAGCUGCAGUGGGCUUUGGAAAAAGAAAAGGCCAAGUCAGGACACCACGAGGAAUGGGAAAAAGAAGAACUUGAGGAUCUGAAAUUUUCACUCGAAGAUCAAAAACGGAAAAAUACACAGUUAAACCUCCUUUUGGAACAACAGAAGCAGCUACUAAAUGAAUCUCAACAGAAAAUGGAGUCACAGAAAAUGUUGCACGAUGCCCAGUUAUCAGAAGAGCAAGGCCGCAACUUAGGGCUUCAGGCUCUACUGGAGUCAGAGCAAGUCAGGGUCCAGGAGAUGAAGAGCACCCUGGACAAGGAGCGGGAGCUGUAUGCCCAGCUGCAGAGCCGUGAUGAUGGCGGGCAGCCCCUGCCAGUCCUGCCUUCUGAGGACCUACUUAAAGAGCUACAGAAACAACUGGAGGAAAAACACACCCGCAUAGUAGAACUCUUAAGUGAAACAGAAAAAUACAAACUAGACUCCUUGCAAACAAGGCAACAGAUGGAAAAGGACAGAGAGGUUCACCAGAAGACACUGCAGACAGAACAGGAGGCAAACACCCAGGGCCAAAAGAAAAUGCAGGAGCUGCAGUCCAAAGUGGAGGAGCUGCAGCGCCAGCUGCAGGAGAAAAGGCAGCAGGUAUAUAAGCUAGACCUAGAGGGGAAGCGACUGCAGGGGAUCAUGCAGGAAUUCCAAAAGCAGGAGCUGGAACCCGAGGAAAAACGGGGAAGCAGAGGACUUGUGUAUCAGAAUCUUAAUGAGCCCGCCAGCUGGACCUUCACUGACGACCGGACUAGAAAUUGGGUUCUUCAACAGAAGAUGGGAGAGACCAAGGACACGAACUUCACAAAGUUGAUUGAAAUAAAUGGAGAACUUGACCAUAAUCAUGACUUGGAAGUGAUCAGACAGACACUUCAGCAUGUGGCUUCAAAGCUGCAGCAUGUGGCACAGAAAGCCUGCAACAGGCUACAGUUUGAAACAGCAAGUGAUGAUGCAUUCAUCUGGAUUCAGGAGAAUAUCGAUGGAAUUAUUUUGCAACUACAGAAACUGACUGGCCAGCCAGGUGACGAGCACAGCUUAGCACCCCCCAGUUCUUCUUGCGGCUCCUUAACGGAAAGCCUAAUGAGACAAAAUACUGAGCUAACAAGACUUAUCAACCAACUGACGGAAGAAAAGAACACCUUAAGGAGCAUAGUGGUGAAGCUGGAGGAGCUCAACAGGUGUCACUGGCACACGGGAGCCGGCAGAGACUGUUGUUCUAGGUUUUCAUUUAUUGAUCCCGCUGACAUCGAAGCCAUAAUCGCUUCAGAAAAGGAAGUCUGGAACAGAGAAAAGCUAUCUCUUCAGAAAGCGUUGAAAAGGGCAGAGGCGAAAGUGUAUAAACUGAAAGCUGAACUGCGCAAUGAUGCUUUGCUGCGGAGUCUGAGCCCUGACUCUGAGCAUGCCGCCCUGCAGAAAAUUUAUAACAAAUACCUGAGAGCUUCAAGUUUCCGCAAGGCUCUCAUAUAUCAGAAAAAAUACCUCCUGCUGCUCCUGGGGGGCUUCCAGGAGUGUGAGGACGCCACCCUGGGGGUUCUGGCCCGAAUGGGGGGACACCCAGCCUUGAAAGAUCCCAAGACAAUCACCAGCCACCCGAAGGGGUUCACCCGGUUCCGCUCUGCCGUCAGAGUGUCUAUUGCCAUCUCAAGAAUGAAAUUUUUGGUGCGGCGGUGGCAGCAAGUGACAAGUACUAGCUCCAUCAAUAUUAACAGGGAUGGCUUUGGCCUGAGUCCAGGCAUUGAAAAGACUGACCCAUUCUAUCAUUCGUCUGGUGGGCUGGAGCUGUAUGGAGAACCAAGACACACAACAUACCGCUCAAGAUUUGAUCUGGACUACCCUAGGUCUCCCUUGCCAUUGCAGAAUAGGUACCCGGGUGCUCCAGACUUAAAUUCUACUUCAAUGGCUUCUUCUCAACUUCACCAGUACAAUCCUGAUAAAUCUCUGACAGACUAUGUCACUCGGCUAGAGGCACUGAAAAGGCGACUUGGAGCUAUACAGUCAGGGUCGACUACUCAAUUUCAUUUUGGCAUGAGGAGAUAAUCCUUUGAAAUACUUAUUGAAUAUUAAAUGGAUUCCCUUUUGUAAAUCAAUGGCUCUUUUGUGCUUUUGUAUUGUGAAUAUUCAACGGGACCAAUACAUACACAGCUUAUGAUUGUAUACAAAUCCUCAGCAGCACAUGAAGACAAACUGGAGUUUGUGUAUAUAAGCAUUGUGUGUGUUCAUGCACAGUAAUCAUUAAAUUACAUGUAUAUUGUGGAAUGCUAAUUUAAAUGAUUAAAUUAUAAACUUUGUGUAUUUAUCGGAAGGGUGAAAAGAUUAAACUUUUUCAAAUGGCAAUGCUGCCGGAUGCAUAGCGUGCGGUGUCCUGCGCUUUUCUUACAAAGCUACUGAAGUUACAAGUUUCUGCUUCAUAGAUUUGCUACUGGUGAUGAAGACAACAUGUCACUUGUAGAGACCUAUUUUUGUAUAAUGGUCUAAGUUUUGAACUUUAUGGGUAUUUUGUCAAGUACUGAAAUAAAAAUGACCUCACCAUUUUCACUGUA
Messenger RNA from Rattus norvegicus (Norway rat), 12226 nucleotides. It is a transcript of the gene Akap9, whose product is annotated as A-kinase anchoring protein 9. NCBI's taxonomy places the organism in Eukaryota, Metazoa, Chordata, Mammalia, Rodentia, Muridae. Gene Ontology annotation, molecular function: molecular adaptor activity. Gene Ontology annotation, biological process: signal transduction. Gene Ontology annotation, cellular component: microtubule organizing center; centrosome; cytoplasm. The record is from RefSeq and is a predicted model, not a curated record.